Messenger RNA from Tachyglossus aculeatus (Australian echidna), 2770 nucleotides. It is a transcript of the gene IL17RA, whose product is annotated as interleukin 17 receptor A. NCBI's taxonomy places the organism in Eukaryota, Metazoa, Chordata, Mammalia, Monotremata, Tachyglossidae. Gene Ontology annotation, molecular function: interleukin-17 receptor activity. The transcript has 11 exons. Bases 1 to 2376 code for a protein of 791 amino acids. The record is from RefSeq and is a predicted model, not a curated record.
AUGAAUGGGGCGUUGAGGAGGGGGCCAGUCCAGGAGACCCUCGUCACGGAGGCCUGCUGUCCGGCGGCGGGCGAACGAAGCCGCCCGGUUCGAGACCCUCCUCGCCGCAAUCUGACGGGCAGAGGAUCCCGGACCCCCCGACUUAGAGCAUCAAGGAGUCAAAUGCCCAACGCAGGAGGAAGCAUCGUGUUUCUUCAGGGGGCAGAGCUGGCCGUGCUCCAGGUGAGCACCAAUGAGGUCCUGUGUGCCGAGUUCGAGUUCCCGGUCGGCCCGCAGGACCAAGUGGGGCCCGAUCGAAAUCCGUGGCGUUUUUCCUUCAACCGUUUUGUGGUGGAGCCGGGGCAGCUGUACGAUGUGACUGUCCACCACCUGCCCAAACUGGGGACGGACGGAGACCCCAAUCAUCAUUCAAAGUGCCUGCUUGUGCCAGACUGCAGGGAUUCCCGGAUGAGGACCACCACUCCCUGCGUCAUCUCAGGAAGCCUGUGGGAGCCAGACCUGAGCGCCGAGCGCCUGGAGAACCAUUCCCUGCGGGUGACCUUCACCCCUUGGACCGAGGCGUCGGCCCGCUACCGGCUCCUCGUCAGCGGCUUCCCGGAAACCACCAACAAGAGCUGUCACCUGAAGCUUCACCACGUAGCCCCGGUGGGGCAGCCCCCUCGGCGCCUGUCUAUCACAGUCCCCCUGGGGAACGUGCGAGCCUGCUGCCGCUACACGGUUCAGAUCCAGCCGUUCUUCCAAAGCUGCGGCAACGACUGCAUCCGGCACACCAUGACGGUCCCCUCCCGGGGGCCGCCCCCGACCCUCCUCCCUCCUCCUCUUACCCCACCCAUGGAAGACCAUUCAGGUGACGUGUCGCUCUGGGUCUACUGGGUCAUCACGUGCGUCUGCGUCCUCCUGGUGGGUUCGGUCAUCCUUACGGCCAUGUGCAUGGCCCACCAGAAACGCGGCUCCGGCGCCAGCAAAUCCAGAAAUGACAGCGUCUACUCAGAGACCCCGGCCCUGCCGCCGCUGCCCCCCCUGAAGCCCCGGAAGGUGUGGGUGGUGUACUCGGCCGACCACCCGCUCUACGUGGACGUGGUGGUGAGGUUCGCCCAGUUCCUGCUGACGGCGUGCGGCACGGAGGUGGCCCUGGACCUCCUGGAGGAGCGGGAGAUCUCGGAGGCGGGGGCCCUGGCCUGGAUCACGCGGCAGAAGCGGGCGGCCGACGCGGGCGCCUCCAAGAUCGUGGUCCUGUGCUCCCGGGGCACGCGGGCCAAGUGGCAGGCCAUGCUGGGCCGCGGGGGGCCGGCCGCCGUCCGGCUGCGGGGGGAUCGGCGCCGGCCCGCCGGGGACCUCUUCACCCCGGCCCUCAACGUCAUCCUGCCCGACUUCAAGAGGCCGGCCCGCUUCGGCGGCUACGUGGUCUGCUACUUCUCCGACAUCUGCGCCGAGGAGGACGUGCCCGAGCCGUUCCUCAUCACCUCCUGCUACCCGCUGAUGGGCGCCUUCGAGGAGGUCUACUUCCGCAUCCAGGACCUGGAGAUGUUCCAGCCGGGCCGCGGGCACCGGGUCCGGGGGCUCUCGGCCGCCGGCUCCCCGGGCGGCCCCGCCGGCCGCGGGCUCGAGGAGGCCGUGCGCCGCUUCCGGGACUGGCAGGCCGCCCACCCGGACUGGUUCGAGCGGGAGAACGGCGGCGGCUCCGACGACGACGAGGAGGAGGAGGAGAUGGAGGAGGAGACGAUACCACCGGGAGGGAAGGAGGCCAUCGUCAGGCAGAAGCUGCUCCUCCGGGAGCCGGGCCUGGCGGAGGGCUUCCGGGCGGACCCCCUCUUGGCCCGGACGGACGCAGGCGCCUUCAGGGUGGACCCUCGACCGCCCCCGGGGCUCGGCCCGGCCCCGUCGGCUCUCCGGACGCUGGUGGCGGCCGACGAGCGGCUGCCGCCCUCCCUCGCGGUGACCCCCGUCCCUCGGGCGGCCGCCCCGACGGGGCGGUUGGUGCCGGUGGAGGAGGAGGAGGAGGAGGGGCGGCUCCUGUCCGACCCGCUCCCCGGAGCCCCGGCCGCCGGGCCGCCGGACCCCCUCGCCCCGGGCCGGCUCGAGGAGUGGGUGCAGUCCCUCCUCGGCCCGGGCGACGGGGAGACGCGGACCCCGGCCGGAGAGGAGCAGAGGCGGUCCGUGCAGUCGGACCAGGGUUACAUCUCCAGGAGCUCCCUGCAGCCCCCGGACGGACCCGAGGAGGACGAGGAGGAGGACGACGGGGAGGAGGAGGACGGGGAAGGGGAGGAGAGGGAGGAGCCCCUGUCCCCCGCCGUCUUGGCCAGCCUAAAGAAUCUCCAACACCAUCUACUGUUCCACCACCUCCGGCAGGAGUCGGGGCAGCCGGCCCCCUCCUAGCGUCUCCGCCGGGCCGGGGGCGGGCCCUUCGGGGAGUGGGGGACAGUGGUACCCCUCCCCAAUCUGCACCGGCACCGCCGCUGGGUCCCUCUCCAGCCGAGGAGGCGGACGGUCGGCAGCUGGGCGGGCAGGACGAGGAGCGGUGCGGCCCGGCGGGAAGAGCGCGGGCCUAGGAGAAGGAGGACCUGAGUUCCGAUCCCGCCUCCGCCCGCGUGUGACUUGGGCGGGGCGCUGCUCUGUGCCUCGGUUUCCUCGCCUGUAACGUUCUCCCUCCUGCUCGGAUCGUGAGUCCCAUGUGCCUGACCUGAUUAUCUUGUAUUUACCCUGGUGCUUAGGAAAGGGCUUUUUUUGCGGUAUCUGUUAGACUUACUAUGCACAUUUUGGAGGAUGCCCC